Molecule: messenger RNA, 1236 nt
Organism: Oppia nitens
Lineage: Eukaryota; Metazoa; Arthropoda; Arachnida; Sarcoptiformes; Oppiidae
Product: SPRY domain-containing SOCS box protein 4-like
Exons: 3
Coding region: 102-956 (284 amino acids)
Biological process (GO): proteasome-mediated ubiquitin-dependent protein catabolic process
Cellular component (GO): SCF ubiquitin ligase complex
Molecular function (GO): protein binding
Source: RefSeq, a predicted model, not a curated record
UAAUUUUUGUUGUUGGUUGUCCAUCAAUUAAAUAUAUCCACUACUCAUUAUUGAUAAACCAGAAUUGGCCACAAUUUAGAGCUACUAUAGUCAACAUUAAUAUGGAUUUACAUUCAUUGGUGCGAUCCAUCAGAGCUAACAAUAAUAACAAUAAUAAUGGAGGAAAGGGAGGCCAACAGAGUGCCGGUACCGGUUCGGGUAAUACACACAAGGACAGUAUUGCCGAAGGACACGCCGAACGACCGCCACAUUUGGAUCGACUACUUGAACAGGAAUCAGUUGGUCAUGAGAUACAAGUGCUUAAUUCCUGGUCAUCCGAACACAAGAGUCCACAUAUUAUCAUCAGAGAUGAAGGACUGGUUGGCAAACGACGACCAGUAGCCAAGUCUACCGAUUGUAUUCGUGGCCGCAUUGCCUACAGUACUGGUCUGCAUGUGUGGACAAUUAAAUGGCCGACCGAUUGUCGGGGCACACACGCUAUGGUAGGAGUAGCCACUGAAGCAUCACCAAUGCAUAUGACAGGCUAUUGCUCUCUGGUUGGUUCAAAUGGAGAGUCGUGGGGCUGGGAUCUGGUCCGCAACAAAUGCUAUCACAAUAACGAAGAGCAGACUUAUCCUCAAUGGUUGACCAGUCAUGAGAUAUUCGACAUUCCCGACGAGUUCAAAGUGGUGCUGGACAUGGAUGCCGGCACACUGGGCUUUAUUGUCGACAAUGUCUAUUUGGGMGUAGCCUUCAAUGGACUGAAGGGCCAAAAACUAUAUCCUGUGAUCAGUACCGUAUGGGGUAAUGGAGAGAUCGGCAUCCGAUACGAGUCAUGUCUCGAUAAAAGUCCACUAUUGCUUCGRGAGUGCUGUCGUCAAGUGAUCCGUUCGUCAAUUGGCAAACAAGGGUUCCAACGGUUCAGAUCUGACGACGUUUGUCUGCCGACUAAAUUGAAGAACUAUAUUGUUCAGUAAGAUAUGACACACAAGUCAAUGGGUUGACACAAAAGUGGUUUUUWUUAGUUCAGUCCCAUACAAUUAUUCAACUGUCACCACACAGUCAAGUCCCCCCAUUAUAUAAAGUAUGUGUGUGUGUGUGUGUGUGUGUGUGAGCAUGUGUAUGGGGUUUUUACAUGUAAUUUACAGGUAUACCCAAAUGGUUGUCCACCUGACCUCCUUAACCCCUCUUCCACUUUUAUUAUUAUUUAUUAAGUCUCAUCAAGUUUUUAUCCGCUCUUUUUAUAUAAUAUUUAAU